Diorhabda sublineata is the source of this 357-nucleotide messenger RNA. RefSeq lists its product as uncharacterized. The coding region runs from base 1 to 357 and encodes 118 amino acids. Lineage: Eukaryota; Metazoa; Arthropoda; Insecta; Coleoptera; Chrysomelidae. The transcript has a single exon. The record is from RefSeq and is a predicted model, not a curated record.
AUGCAUUCAUUCAAAUCUAUUGACUGCGUCACAAAUGAAGAUGAAGCCACCAACUAUCCAAUUGAAUUUUUAAACUCUUUGGACGUGCCUGGCUUACCACCGCACAAUUUACGCCUAAAGGUUGGCUCCGUAGUAAUCAUGCUUCGAAACAUAAACCAACCAAAACUGUGCAACGGUACGCGUUUGGUGGUUAGAAAAUUGAUGAACAAUGUAAUUUACGCUACGAUAAUGAUAGGAAAAUUAAAAGGUGAGGAAGUUCUCAUUCCGAGGAUACCGAUGAUCCCAACCGAUAUGCCGUUUGAAUUUAAAAGACUUCAAUUUCCGAUACGUCUUACAUUUGCCAUGACCAUCUGUUGA